Penicillium canescens is the source of this 360-nucleotide messenger RNA. RefSeq lists its product as uncharacterized. NCBI's taxonomy places the organism in Eukaryota, Fungi, Ascomycota, Eurotiomycetes, Eurotiales, Aspergillaceae. The transcript is spliced from 2 exons. The coding region runs from base 1 to 360 and encodes 119 amino acids. The record is from RefSeq and is a predicted model, not a curated record.
AUGUUCCGUGCCGAGCUUCGUCUUGCUCGUCUCCAUGACCUGGACUUUGAGCUUCUCCGCCUCCUCCUAUCGGCCUUGACUCUAGAUCGUCGAUGCGAGGUUGGCCAUUGUCGCCAGCGUCUUAGGAUGGUCCGCGCCGAGCUUCAUCCUUCUCCUUUCUAUGACCUGCACUUGGAGCUUCUCCGCCUCUUCCCAUCGUCCCUGAUUCAAAAACGUCGAUCCAAGGUUGGCCAUGAUUGUCAGCGUGUCAGGAUGGUCAGCGCCGAGCUUCGUCUUAAUCGUAGCUGCUCCGCCUCCUCCCAUCGGCCUUUCUUCCAGAACAUCGAUGCAAGGUUGGCCAUGCUCGCCAGCGUGUCAUGA